Morus notabilis is the source of this 2141-nucleotide messenger RNA. RefSeq lists its product as uncharacterized. The transcript is spliced from 5 exons. Lineage: Eukaryota; Viridiplantae; Streptophyta; Magnoliopsida; Rosales; Moraceae. The record is from RefSeq and is a predicted model, not a curated record. Bases 31 to 1782 code for a protein of 583 amino acids.
UCGAUUAAGUGCAUCAUUUUUCUUGGCAAAAUGGGCUUCAAUGAUGAUAAGCACAUUUUUAAUCCCGAAGAUGUUUCUGCAGAGUUGACAUGCAUCAACAAGCCUGACGCAACAGUUGGAGAAAUCAAAAUCAAGAUGUCGUUGGAGCUGGGAUUUGAAGUACCCUUCAAUAUCAACUCAAGCAAAAUGCCCUUCAAUAUCAACUCAACCAAAAUGACCUUCAACGACGAUGAGCCGAUUCUUGCACACGAAGUUGUCUCUGCAGAGAGGAAACCUGCAGCAGUCAAGGCGGGAAAGACGCAGAUGAGAAUGUUCAACAAGAAGGAGGCACCACUUGAAGCAACCGAAUUGAGGGUGUUGUUGGAGCUGACAGAGUCAGGAAAGAACGAAGACAGAGACAGACCAGGAGUGGAUAUUGUGGCUGCCAUAGAUGUGAGUGGAAGCAUGGACAAGGAAGGCAAGUCAGAAAAAUUGAAAAAUGCAUUGCAAUUUCUCAUCAAGAAACUUAGCCCCAUUGAUCGUUUGUCGGUUGUCACAUUCGCUGACAACUCCAAGAGGUUGUUCCCGUUGCGCCAGAUAACUGAAGGCUCCCAACAAGAUAUUGAAAAGCAGGUUAAAGAUUUAGUUGCCAACGGUAACACAAACAUCGCCGAUGGGCUGAAAACGGCGUUAAGAGUACUGAAUGACCGCCGUGUUAAAGAUGGCCGUGUCGGUGCCAUCUUGCUUAUGUCUGGCGGUGCCGAAAACAGGGGUAAGGCUGCCGAGGUUGACGUUGGAAACGUGCCUGUACACACAUUCAAUUUUAGCGCGGAAUGUGAACCAAGCGUGGUACAAGAGAUUGCAAAGAAAAGCAAUGGAGGCACAUUCUCAGAUGUUCUAAACCAUAGCAACUUGAGCGCCGCAUUUUCCCAAUGUUUGGCUGGUCUUCUCGGCGUGGUUGUUCAGGACGUAAAGCUGACCGUCAAACAAUUCGAUGGAGAUUCGAAAAUCGAGAAUGUAUAUGCGGGAGACUAUCCACAAUCCGGUAACAAGGACUCUUCUGUAACUAUAUCUUUAGGCAAUCUCUACAAAAAAGAGGUACGCAAGGUCAUUGUGGAUCUUAUUCUUCCAAAAGUUGAUAGUCAGACGAGCCCGGAUGUUAUCAGAGUAAGUUACACAUACAGUGAUGUGGAGGAGAAACGGCUGUAUGAAGCAAAUCCAAUAAAAGCUACCGUAACCCGCAUCGACACCCCCCCAAGGAAAGAAAAAGAGAGGGAGGAGUUGACUAGUGAGGAGAACCGUGUCAAGAGCGCAAAUAUGGUGAACGACGGCAAGGAAGCCACCUACAAGAUGGUUGAAACCAAAAACUUGGCUAACCCGUUGCCAAUUGAGAUAGUGAAAUUUGCGAUGCAACUGCUCUUCAAGCGUUUCGCUGAUCUCCAAUCGGCUGGGAGUAGUUUAAGAUUUGACAUGAUCAACAGAAAACAAGUUGGGCGUGAUCCUUUUGUGCUAUCUAAUUUGGAGACUAGUUCUAACGCUCGCAAGCGUUUCGCUGUAACAAACAUAUGGACGCAUACCUCAAGCAAGCCAAGGCAUUGGACAAAUGCGAUGCCACCAAGCCACAGCCUUUGGUGGAGUCGUCAAGCAAGAAACUGUUGCCGAUUGCCUUGGUCCCGGGUGGUCCCGUCACUAGCGUUCAUCGCUUAUACUACAUUCAGAUCACCCUACAUGAAUCACGAGGCUCUCAAAUCCAAAGGCAACAUAAUCACUAGUAGCCGUUCAAUGCUGCAAUGCGUGAUUUAAUUUUAAUUUGCAAUAUUUUACUUUUGCACUAAUUGAAUAAACAAAUCAAGCCGCCGUAUGUCUAUCUGUUACUAUAUAUAUAUAUAUAUGUAUAUAUAUAUAUAUAUAGAUAGAUCGGCAAGCAUGCAUGUAUGUUUGCAUGGCUGCGUUGCAUUGUAUUUUUAUUUGUUAUGUCUGCAUGGCUGCGUUGCAUUGUAUGGUUUCGUGCUUUUUUUUUUUUUUUGAAUUAUAUUCAGAUUUCAAUUUCAAUCGGACAACAACCGGUGUGAUAAAUUCCUCCCUUUAAAACCAUACUUGCGAGUUUCCGAUCUCACACGGCUUAGCAGUCAAGUUUUCAAAUUCUUUUGGUGCCUUUUUCU